AUGGCGCUCAAUUCCAAUGGCGGCGCCAGCAUCGCCAGGGUUUACGCCGAUGUCAAUGCCAACAUGCCGCGCCCCUACUGGGACUACGACAGCGUAAACAUCUCCUGGGGCGUCCUGGAGAAUUAUGAGGUGGUGCGCAAGAUCGGUCGAGGAAAGUACUCGGAAGUCUUCGAAGGUAUCAACGUCGUCAACUACCAGAAGUGUGUCAUCAAGGUCCUCAAACCUGUUAAGAAGAAGAAGAUAAAGCGUGAGAUCAAGAUCUUGCAGAACUUAUCUGGAGGCCCCAAUAUCGUCGCACUGCUUGAUGUUGUCCGCGAUAACCAGGUCUGGGGCUUAAAUGUCUCCCUUCCAUCUAUCGACUCUCUUUCUAACGAUCGCGUGCAGAGCAAGACCCCUUCGCUCAUCUUUGAGCACGUCAACAACACCGACUUCCGUAGCUUAUACCCUAAAUUCACCGAUUAUGACGUCCGAUUCUACAUCAACGAGCUCCUCAAAGCGCUAGACUACUGCCACAGCAAGGGCAUCAUGCACCGAGACGUUAAACCCCACAACGUCAUGAUCGACCACGAGAAGCGCAAAUUGCGAUUGAUCGAUUGGGGUCUCGCCGAGUUCUACCAUGCUGGCACCGAGUACAACGUUCGUGUUGCAUCUCGUUACUUCAAGGGUCCUGAACUUCUUGUUGAUUUCCAGGAGUACGAUUACUCCCUCGACAUGUGGUCCCUCGGUGCCAUGUUCGCGUCGAUGAUCUUCCGCAAAGAGCCCUUUUUCCACGGCAACAGCAACUCAGAUCAGUUGGUCAAGAUCGCCAAGGUCCUCGGUACCGAGGAUCUCUUCGAUUACCUUGACAAGUACGACAUCGAGCUCGAUGCGCAGUACGACGACAUUCUCUCGAGAUACCCCAAGAAGCCGUGGCACUCGUUCAUCAAUGCAGAGAACCAGCGCUUCGUUAGCAACGACGCGAUAGACUUCCUUGACAAGCUGCUCCGAUACGACCAUCAGGAACGUCUCACCGCUCAAGAGGCUAUGGCCCAUCCAUACUUCGCACCCGUGCGACAGAAUGCGCAGAACCACGCCAGUGCUACGCCGCAUUCAUGA
Molecule: messenger RNA, 1095 nt
Organism: Aaosphaeria arxii CBS 175.79
Lineage: Eukaryota; Fungi; Ascomycota; Dothideomycetes; Pleosporales
Product: casein kinase II subunit alpha
Exons: 5
Coding region: 1-1095 (364 amino acids)
Biological process (GO): DNA damage response; protein phosphorylation; regulation of transcription by RNA polymerase I
Cellular component (GO): cytosol; protein kinase CK2 complex; nucleus
Molecular function (GO): protein serine/threonine kinase activity; ATP binding
Source: RefSeq, a predicted model, not a curated record